Daldinia vernicosa is the source of this 1677-nucleotide messenger RNA. Its product is annotated as GroES-like protein. Gene Ontology annotation, biological process: D-sorbitol catabolic process. The record is from RefSeq and is a predicted model, not a curated record. Lineage: Eukaryota; Fungi; Ascomycota; Sordariomycetes; Xylariales; Hypoxylaceae. Gene Ontology annotation, molecular function: L-iditol 2-dehydrogenase (NAD+) activity; zinc ion binding. The coding region runs from base 184 to 1350 and encodes 388 amino acids. The transcript is spliced from 5 exons.
AUAUACGGAUCGCGGUAGCCACGGAAAUUUAUAAAACGAAACUUGGUUCUUCGAGUCGACGAGCUUCGUACUAUUAUAUUCUAAUUGAAGACUGCGAAAUCCUUCAUUACAACCCGUGGAUUAAAAUCUGGCUCAGUCGUGGAACGAAACACUAUAUUGAAGUAUACUUACUACCUAUUCAACAUGCCGGGAAUAGACUUGGACGGCAACCAUUCAAAUGGCCACACGAAUGGCCGCACGAAUGGCCAUACCAACGGAAUUGCAAAGAGUUUCAAGAACCCGUCACUGCAAGUUACCGAGGAUCAUCAGCUAAAGUUGGUUGAUGCUCCUAUCGAGGAACCCGGUGUCGGAGAAGUAACUUUGCAGAUCAAAUGCUCAGGUAUCUGCGGAUCGGAUAUGCACCUUUGGAAAUCGGGGCGCAUUGGAUCUCUUGAAGUUAAGGGCGAUUGCAUCUUAGGACAUGAAGCUGCUGGUAUUGUGCUUAAGUGCGGAGAGGGAGUGACCAAUCUCAAACCAGGAGAUAGAGUGGGAGUUGAGCCCCAAGAACCCUGCGAAAAAUGCUUUCUGUGCAUGGAAGGCCGGUACAACCUUUGUGAGGACGUCAAAUUUUCGGGAAUAUGGCCCUACAAUGGAACCAUCCAGAGAUUCAAGGUUCACCCAGCAAAGUGGCUGUACAAGAUCCCAGACAAUUUAAGUUAUUCCGAGGGUGCACUGCUUGAACCAUUAAGUGUAAUACUCCACGGCAUCAACGGAGCUAAUGUGAAGCUGGGUCGCCCGACGUUAGUUUGCGGCGCAGGUCCAAUUGGGCUCGUUGCUUUAGCUGCUGCGAGGGCAUCUGGUGCUCACCCACUAGUCAUUACAGAUAUUGACCCAAAGCGUCUCGAGUUCGCUAGGGAGUUCGUCCCACGUUGUCAAACAUACCAAAUUAAUUCAAAGUUGAGCGCCGAGGAAAACGCUAGAGAGAUCCGAAAGCUAUACGGCGAGGAUGAAUAUUCGGCCCCAGCAUCAGUAAUGGAGUGUACUGGUGUUGAGAGCAGCGUCUGCACAGCUGCCUUCUCUGUUCGCAGAGGAGGAACACUGAUGGUGAUUGGGGUGGGAAAGCCGGUCAUGAAUAAUAUUCCUUUUAUGCACUUAUCCCUUGCUGAGAUUGAUCUCAAGUUUAUCAACCGAUAUCGGGACACCUGGCCGGCCGCUAUACAAUGUAUGAGCGGUGGCAUACUUGACCUCAAUAAAUUGGUCACACAUAAGUUCCCGCUCGAGAAGGCCCUCGAUGCGUUUGAACUAAACGCCACUACUGGUAACGGCAGCAUUAAGGUCCAUAUUGUCGAUGAUUUUGAAGCGUCGUUAUAAGCUGGAAAAGCAAGCCGAAUAUGAAAUUUCUUGUACAUAAGUUCGAUAUAAUUGUUAUAAAAGACUUGCGAAGAGUAACAAGUAUUAGAUGUCCUAUCGUUAAUAAUUACUCGACCUUCAUGCGCCAUGGCCUAAGGUCCGAGGAUCUUGGUACGGCUAUGCAGAAGCAGAGGUUGGCGAGUGCUAAGUUCCGAGGCGGGACGCGAACUCUUCGCCGAUAGGAAUUCAAGGGACGCUGCAUAAUCGGACAUAUCUCCGUGCUAAAGCGAAAUAAUAUCUGGAACAGCCACACUCGUAUCCGCCGUGCGAGUGUUCGUGUAAUGUUGG